AUGGCAGUUCAACCCCCCGUCAAUGACUCGAUCCGAGAGAUUGAUGACAUGAGUUGGCUGUUAGGCGAAAAGCUUAUACUAUCCCGCUCCUGUUCAGCAUCGCCUCCUUUUUCGUGGUACGACGGAUCUACCUUCUACUACCGUAUCACGGAGGCAACGCAAAAGCCCCAAAUAUCUCGGUCCCGUUUGACUGCACUAUCAGACUCAGUUCGCUUGGUGCAUUCGGCCGGCAAUGAGUCUGCCGUUUGGGAGGUUGGAAAUGCAUUCGUCAAAGUUAAACUUUCUGGGCCACCGGAUACAACACGCGAGCACGUUACCCUGGCAUGGGUGAAGGACAGGUCGCCCAGUUUCGCAAUCCCGGAAGUUCUCUACCACGACGAAUGGGAGGGCCGAUAUUACCUCGUCCUAUCGAAAGUACCUGGCCAAACACUUGCUCAAAUUUGGUCGAGUAUGGAUGAAGCCACGAAAUUCCGCUAUGUUGACCGAAUUGUGGAUGUCUGUCAGGAGCUGGCAGAAUACAAAGCCAACUUCAUAGGUGGUGUCGAUGGGCGAUACCUUCCUGAUUCGCUAUUGAUCAAACGUGGCGGAGAGAAAGACUUCAGUAAUCAAAAUCUGGCCAAGAAUUGCAAGGAUCUGAAGAUGGAUUGUACUGAGUUCGUUUUUUUUCACUGUGACCUGGGGCCAGGAAACUUGGUCAUAGCUUCUAAUGGCUUACUUGGUAUCAUAGAUUGGGAGACAGCUGGUUUUGUCCCAAAGCAGUGGAUAAGGACUCGAUUUUGUGUUUCGGAUGGAUUAAACUUGCCUGGUACCGAUGAUGCACGUUUUGAUUGGAGGAAGUCUGUACAGAAGCAAUUAUCAACCAAGGGCUACGAGGAGAUUGCGGAUGCCUGGAUGGCUUGGUGGCAAUCAGAAUGA
Fusarium mangiferae is the source of this 915-nucleotide messenger RNA. RefSeq lists its product as uncharacterized. Bases 1 to 915 code for a protein of 304 amino acids. The record is from RefSeq and is a predicted model, not a curated record. The transcript has a single exon. NCBI's taxonomy places the organism in Eukaryota, Fungi, Ascomycota, Sordariomycetes, Hypocreales, Nectriaceae.